ACUGGCAAAAAUGAAUAAUUUAAUCGAAACAUUCUUCAAUUCAACAUUAUUCUUCUCCGUGAAUUGUUGAGAAUAAAUACGAAAGUUCAGUUGCUGUGAAAUCAAGUUUUAACGCUAAAAUAUGAUCGAGACCGCAGCGGUGAUACCUAUAUUACUCGCAAUUUUCAUUUCGAAUGCUUGUUCACAGUCAGUCGAUGAGAAUGCACUGGUGCCCGUAUCGAAAAUUACCGGUACAAACUUGUACACAGGCAUCUACUAUAAAAUGUCAAUGAAAACAUUUCCCUAUGGUUGGGUGACGUCGGCUAUUUAUGGCUCAACAACAUACGUUCAAAUUGAAUUGAAUCCGAACGAAUUGCCAAACUAUGAACCGGGGAAAAUGUUUCAAUUUGACAAUCAAUGGUAUUUCGAAGCGGUCGGCUCAAGUGGUGGCUAUACACUGACGAACAGAAUGAAGACUGAUGACGUGUUAAGUUAUUUGGGUUGGUAUGCUGCGCUUUCCAAUAGGGAAAGCAUAAAGGCGACUGGUGAUGUGUUCCUGAUAAGAGCUCAGUGGAAAUUGAGAGCAACAGCAGAGGAGAACUACUUCAAAGUGGAGAAUAUGCAAUAUCCGGGUUGUCUGCUUACGUGGGUGUGGACGAUGCACAACAGGCACAAUUACUACAUUCAACUUAGUUAUACUGACUAUGGAGACGAUUCAAAGUUCUCCUUCAAACUACCCACAAUCACGCUGAAAGCCAUUGUUACCGAUUUUCAAUUCUCUCAACUACCAGAGGAAACCAGCAGGGUGCUGGUUGACAAGAAGAAUUUCACCAAUGUCGGCAGAACAGAGCUCACCUAUUCUUUGAAUGAAACUUAUCCAACGUCGAACAGCUUCACAUUUUCAUUCGCCAGACCGAUCCGUGCUGUAAAUCAAACGACGAUAAAUGUUACCAAUCUCCUUGAGCUGUCUGCUACUGAACUGAUCUUCGAUGGUGGUUUUGAAGCCAAUGAAGGGAGAACUGUUAACGUCACCAAACAUUUAACGAUGAACUCUCAAGUAAGAGGGCCGCCCAAUUCCGAGAAUGAGGUCAGCAUUUUCACCAUUUGGUCCAGAAUUGAGGUUCCAUUCACCGCUACAUUGAUUUUGUCUGGAACAACAGAGCGAAUUCUCAAGGACCAACCGGGACAGGUUCAAGAAGCACAAGUUCCUGUCGAUCUUGUAAAGGAAUAUCUGAGUUCUAUAGGGGAAACCAACUUGGAGAUCGUUUCCAGAGUCGGUAACAAUUUGCGCAUUUCGGUCAGCGGGGUCAUGAAAGCUAACGUUGGAUACAAAACAAAUUUUGAAUUGAAAUCUUUGAGGAAAGAGGAGCCAAAAACCAGUGUGGGUCUUAUUAAACCUCUGAUUAGGACACUUAACCUCGCAAUAUAGGACAAUAAAGUACACUUUCUUUGUGAA
Bradysia coprophila is the source of this 1435-nucleotide messenger RNA. RefSeq lists its product as uncharacterized. The record is from RefSeq and is a predicted model, not a curated record. NCBI's taxonomy places the organism in Eukaryota, Metazoa, Arthropoda, Insecta, Diptera, Sciaridae.